Messenger RNA from Xenopus tropicalis (tropical clawed frog), 26262 nucleotides. RefSeq names its product tenascin-like (gene tnl). The record is from RefSeq and is a predicted model, not a curated record. The coding region runs from base 253 to 23481 and encodes 7742 amino acids. The transcript has 94 exons. Lineage: Eukaryota; Metazoa; Chordata; Amphibia; Anura; Pipidae.
CCUGGAAGAAUCAAGAACUUGACAAUUGUUUGUGCCACUGAGCAUACUGUUUCUCUAAGCUGGCAACCACCUGAAGGAAACCGUAGUGUCUACAUUUUUAGGAUCGCCCAAUUUCCAACUUUUAGCAGCUUCUUAACUGUAGAGAAUGUAACAAGUGACAAUCUGACCCCUGGAAAUUUCUAUACAUUCUAUAUUUCUGCUGCUGUUGGUGACUAUUUUGUAGAGGGGUACAGCACCUCCAUAUCUACCUACAUGAAACCUGGAGAGGUCCAGAACCUUACCACAUACAGUAUCACUACCACUUCUGUAUCCCUAACCUGGCAGCCACCUGAGGGCAAUUACUUGGCUUAUCUGGUCCAGAUCCUGGGAAAUUCAACCUUUGGCAGAAAUGUGACUUCAGAGUUUACUACAGUUGAUGGCCUGAUACCUGGAAAUUGUUACAUGUUCCAAGUUACUGUUCUUGUUGGUGAUAAAAAAGGAGAAAGUGCAAAUAAGACUAUCUGUACAAGGCCUGCUAGUGUGAUCCUGCAAGAUAUCUCUAAAGUAAGCAACAGCUCUAUAUAUGUGAGCUGGUUUCUAUCAGAAGGUAACAGGAGUGCCUACCUGGUUAAAGUGGAGGGAGACCCAUCCCAGAGUUUCAUUGUAAUGUCAGAGUCUGUAAUUAUCACAAACCUAACCAGUAGGAAUCAGUACACUGUGAAAAUCACUGCCCUUGCUGGGGAGAACGACCUACGAGGAAUUAGCACUGAUAUUUCAGUACUUUUAUUGCAAAACAUCAGUGCUACAUACAUUUCCAACACCUCAGUGCUAUUAUCAUGGGAACCUAUUAUAGACUUGAACAUUUCCUAUAAAAUAUCUGUUUAUGGAUCACCAACAAGUUAUCUCACCCUGACAAAUGCAACCUUAUUUAUUGAUGACUUAACACCAGGAAAUUUCUAUACAAUACAAAUUUCGGCUUUUAAAGAAAACAUGAUUAUUUAUGGCUAUGGUGGUGACAUUUCACUCUAUACAAGACCAAAUGCAGUCACUAAUACGCAAUAUGGGAAUGUAUCUACUAACUCUGUGGAACUGAGAUGGCUGCAGCCAGUAGGCAAUUUCAGUUUCUAUAGGAUUGAGGUGACAGGAGAUUCGAAAUGGCAAAAUCUGACAACAAACUCAGAGUCAGUGACAAUUGAUGGACUCAAACCUGGAAAUCAAUACACAUUUAGAAUUGUGCCAAUUACUGGACCUGAUGUGCAAGGUGAUGCUUCUGAAAUAACAGUAUUUACAAAACCAGGAAACGUCCAGAACCUGAUCACAUACAGCACUGGUACCACUUCUGUAUCCCUGAGCUGGCAGCCACCAGAGGGAAAUUGGUGGUCUUAUCUGAUCCAAAUCCUGGAAAUUUCAAAUUUUAGCAGAAACGUUGUCUUAAACUAUGCAACAGUUGACGGGUUGACACCUGGAAAUUAUUACACAUUGAUUGUAACUGCUCUUGUUGGAGAUAGGGGUAUCAAGGGAGAAAGUGCAAACACAUCUACCUACACAAAACCUGAAAGUGUACAGAACCUGGCCACGUACAACAUCAGUACCACUUCUGUAUCCCUGAGCUGGCAGCCACCAGAGGGAAAUCACUCAUUUUAUCUGAUCCACAUCUUGGAAAAUUCAACUUUUAACAGAAUGGUUACCUUAAAUGCCACAACAAUUGAUGGGUUCACACCUGGAAAUUAUUACACAUUCAUUAUAACUGCCCUUGUUGGUGACAGCGACAUAAAGGGAGAAAGUAUAAACACAUCUACCUAUACAAAACCUGGAGUAGUAAAGAACCUGACCACAUACAGCAUCACGACAAGUUCUGUAUCUCUGAGUUGGGUACCACCAGACGGAAAUGCUAGUUCUUUUCUGAUUGAAGUCUUAGGAAAUUCAAACCUUAGCAAAAAUGUUGUUUGCAAUUUUACAACUAUUGAUGGCUUGACACCAGGAAAUCUUUACAUAUUCAUUUUAAGUGCUGCUGUUGGAGAAAGUAAUGUGAGAGGAGACAGUGUAUAUACAUCUACCUACACAAAACCUGAAAGGGUACAGAGCCUGGCCAUGUACAACAUCAGUACCACUUCUGUAUCUCUGAGCUGGCAGCCACCAGAGGGAAAUCACUCAUCUUAUCUGAUCCAAAUCCUGGAAAAUUCAACUUUUAACAGAAUGGUUACCUUAAAUGCCACAACAAUUGAUGGGCUGACACCUGGAAAUUAUUACACAUUCAUUAUUACUGUUUUUGUUAAAGAUAGUGGCAUAAAUGGAGAAAGUACAAACACAUCUACCUACACAAAACCUGGAGAAGUCCAGAACCUUACCACAUACAACAUCAGUACCACUUCUGUAUCCUUGAGCUGGCAGCCACCAGAGGGAAAUUGCUGGUAUUAUCUGAUCCAGAUCCUGGAAAAUUCAACCUUCAGCAAAACGAUUACCUUAAAUGACACAACAAUUGAUGGCUUGACACCUGGAAAUUAUUACACAUUCAUUGUAACUGCUUUUGUUGGAGAUAGUGGCAUGAAUGGAGAAAGUGCAAACACAUCUACCUACACAAUACCCGGAGAGGUGAAGAACCUGACCACGUACAAUGUCACAACUAACUCUGUAUCUCUGAGCUGGGAAACACCAGAGGGCAAUACAAGUUCUUUUCUUAUCCAAAUUCUUGGAAAUGUAAACCUUAGCAAAAAUGUGGCUUCCAGUUUUACUACUAUUUAUGGCUUGACACCAGGAAAUUUUUACACCUUCAUUGUAAGUGUACUCGUUGGAGAAAGAAAUGUGAGAGGAGAGAGUAUAAAUACAACAACCUACACAAAACCUGGAGAAGUCCAGAACCUGACCACAUACAAAAUCAGUACCACUUCUGUAUCCUUGAGCUGGCAGCCACCAGAGGGAAAUUGCUGGUAUUAUUUGAUCCAGAUCCUGGAAAAUUCAACAUUCAGCAAAAAGAUUACCUUAAAUGACACAACAAUUGAUGGCUUGACACCUGGAAAUUAUUACACAUUCAUUGUAACUGCUUUUGUUGGAGAUAGUGGCAUGAAUGGAGAAAGUGCAAACACAUCUACCUACACAAAACCUGGAGAAGUGAUGAACCUGACCACGUACAAUAUUACAACUAACUCUGUAUCUCUGAGCUGGGAAACACCAGAGGGAAAUACAAGCUCUUUUCUGAUCCAAAUCCUUGGAAAUUCAAACCUUAGCAAAAACAUGACUUCCAAUUUUACUACUAUUGACGGCUUGACACCGGGAAAUUUUUACACCUUCAUUGUAAGUGCACUCGUUGGAGAGAGUAAUGUGAGAGGAGAGAGUGCAAAUACAUCGACCUACACAAAACCUGGAGAGGUCCAGAACCUUACCACAUACAACAUCAGUACCACUUCUGUAUCCCUGAGCUGGCAGCCACCAGAGGGAAUUUGCUGGUACUAUCUGAUCCAGAUCCUGGAAAAUUCAACAUUCAGCAGAACAAUUACCUUAAAUGACACAACAAUUGAUGGCUUGAUACCUGGAAAUUAUUACAUAUUCAUUGUAACUGCUUUUGUUGGAGAUAGUGGUAUACAUGGAGAAAGUGCAAACACAUCUACCUACACAAUACCCGGAGAGGUGAAGAACCUGACCACGUACAAUGUCACAAUUAACUCUGUAUCUCUGAGCUGGGAAACACCAGAGGGAAAUACAAGUUCUUUUCUUAUCCAAAUACUUGGAAAUGUAAUCCUUAGCAAAAAUGUGGCUUCCAGUUUUACUACUAUUUACGGCUUGACACCAGGAAAUUUUUACACCUUCAUUGUAAGUGCACUCGUUGGAGAAAGUAAUGUGAGAGGAGAGAGUGCAAAUACAACAACCUACACAAAACCUGGAGAAGUCCAGAACCUGACCACAUACAACACCGGUACCACUUCUGUAUUCCUGAGCUGGCAGCCACCAGAGGGAAAUUGCUGGUAUUAUCUGAUCCAGAUCCUGGAAAAUUCAACCUUCAGCAAAACGAUUACCUUAAAUGACACAACAAUUGAUGGCUUGACACCUGGAAAUUAUUACACAUUCAUUGUAACUGCUUUUGUUGGAGAUAGUGGCAUGAAUGGAGAAAGUGCAAACACAUCUACCUACACAAAACCUGGAGAAGUGAUGAACUUGACCACGUACAAUAUUACAACUAACUCUGUAUCUCUGAGCUGGGAAACACCAGAGGGAAAUACAAGCUCUUUUCUGAUCCAAAUCCUUGGAAAUUCAAACCUUAGCAAAAACAUGACUUCCAAUUUUACUACUAUUGACGGCUUGACACCGGGAAAUUUUUACACCUUCAUUGUAAGUGCACUCGUUGGAGAGAGUAAUGUGAGAGGAGAGAGUGCAAAUACAUCGACCUACACAAAACCUGGAGAGGUCCAGAACCUUACCACAUACAACAUCAGUACCACUUCUGUAUCCCUGAGCUGGCAGCCACCAGAGGGAAUUUGCUGGUAUUAUCUGAUCCAGAUCCUGAAAAAUUCAACAUUCAGCAGAACAAUUACCUUAAAUGACACAACAAUUGAUGGCUUGAUACCUGGAAAUUAUUACAUAUUCAUUGUAACUGCUUUUGUUGGAGAUAGUGGUAUACAUGGAGAAAGUGCAAACACAUCUACCUACACAAUACCCGGAGAGGUGAAGAACCUGACCACGUACAAUGUCACAAUUAACUCUGUAUCUCUGAGCUGGGAAACACCAGAGGGCAAUACAAGUUCUUUUCUUAUCCAAAUACUUGGAAAUGUAAACCUUAGCAAAAAUGUGGCUUCCAGUUUUACUACUAUUUACGGCUUGACACCAGGAAAUUUUUACACCUUCAUUGUAAGUGCACUCGUUGGAAAAAGUAAUGUGAGAGGAGAGAGUGCAAAUACAACAACCUACACAAAACCUGGAGAAGUCCAGAACCUGACCACAUACAACACCGGUACCACUUCUGUAUCCCUGAGCUGGCAGCCACCAGAGGGAAAUUGCUGGUAUUAUCUGAUCCAGAUCCUGGAAAAUUCAACCUUCAGCAAAAGGAUUACCUUAAAUGACACAACAAUUGAUGGCUUGAUACCUGGAAAUUAUUACACAUUCAUUGUAACUGCUUUUGUUGGAGAUAGUGGCAUGAAUGGAGAAAGUGCAAACACAUCUACCUACACAAAACCUGGAGAAGUGAUGAACUUGACCACGUACAAUAUUACAACUAACUCUGUAUCUCUGAGCUGGGAAACACCAGAGGGAAAUACAAGCUCUUUUCUGAUCCAAAUCCUUGGAAAUUCAAACCUUAGCAAAAACAUGGCUUCCAAUUUUACUACUAUUGACGGCUUGACACCGGGAAAUUUUUACACCUUCAUUGUAAGUGCACUCGUUGGAGAGAGUAAUGUGAGAGGAGAGAGUGCAAAUACAUCGACCUACACAAAACCUGGAGAGGUCCAGAACCUUACCACAUACAACAUCAGUACCACUUCUGUAUCCCUGAGCUGGCAGCCACCAGAGGGAAUUUGCUGGUAUUAUCUGAUCCAGAUCCUGGAAAAUUCAACAUUCAGCAGAACGAUUACCUUAAAUGACACAACAAUUGAUGGCUUGACACCUGGAAAUUAUUACAUAUUCAUUGUAACUGCUUUUGUUGGAGAUAGUGGUAUACAUGGAGAAAGUGCAAACACAUCUACCUACAUAAUACCCAGAGCAGUGAUGAACCUGACCAUGUACAAUGUCACAACUAACUCUGUAUCUCUGAGCUGGGAAACACCAGAGGGAAAUACAAGUUCUUUUCUGAUCCAAAUUCUUGGAAAUGUAAACCUUAGCAAAAAUGUGGCUUCCAGUUUUACUACUAUUUAUGGCUUGACACCAGGAAAUUUUUACACCUUCAUUGUUAGUGCACUCGUUGGAGAAAGUAAUGUGAGAGGAGAGAGUGCAAAUACAACAACCUACACAAAACCUGGAGAAGUCCAGAACCUUACCACAUACAAAAUCAGUACCACUUCUGUAUCCUUGAGCUGGCAGCCGCCAGAAGGAAAUUGCUGGUAUUAUUUGAUCCAGAUCCUGGAAAAUUCAACUUUCAGCAGAACGAUUACCUUAAAUGGUACAACAAUUGAUGGCUUGACACCUGGAAAUUAUUACACAUUCAUUGUAACUGCUUUUGCUGGAGAUAUUGGCAUACAUGGAGAAAGUGCAAACACAUCUACCUACACAAAGCCUGGAGAGGUCCAGAACCUUACCACAUACAGUAUCACUACCACUUCUGUAUCCCUAAUCUGGCAACCACCUGAGGGCAAUUACUUGACUUAUCUGGUCCAGAUCCUGGGAAAUUCAACCUUUGGCAGAAAUGUGACUUCAGAGUUUACUACAGUUGAUGGCCUGAUACCUGGAAAUUGUUACAUGUUCCAAGUUACUGUUCUUGUUGGUGAUAUAAAAGGAGAAAGUGCAAAUAAGGCUAUCUGUACAAGGCCUGCUAGUGUGAUCCUGAAAGAUGUCUCUAAAGUAAGCAACAGCUCUAUAUAUGUGAGCUGGCUUCUAUCAGAAGGUAACAGGAGUGCCUACCUGGUUGAAGUGGUGGGAGAUCCAUCCCAGAGUUUUAUUCUAAUGUCAGAGUCUGUAAUUAUCACAAACCUAACCAGUAGGAAUCAGUACACUGUGAAACUCACUGCCCUUGCUGGGGAGAACGACCUACGAGGAAUUAGCACUGAUAUUUCAGUACUUUUAUUGCAUAACAUCAGUGCUACAUACAUUUCCAACACCUCAGUGCUAUUAUCAUGGGAACCUAUUAUAGACUUGAACAUUUCCUACAAAAUAUCUGUUUAUGGAUCCCCAACAAGUUAUCUCACCCUGACAAAUGCAACCUUAUUUAUUGAUGACUUAACACCAGGAAAUUUCUAUACAAUACAAAUUUCGGCUUUUAAAGAAAACAUGAUUAUUUAUGGCUAUGGCGGUGACAUUUCACUCUAUACAAGACCAAAUGCAGUCACUAAUACGCAAUAUGGGAAUGUAUCUACUAACUCUGUGGAACUGAGAUGGCUGCAGCCAGUAGGCAAUUUCAGUUUCUAUAGGAUUGAGGUGACAGGAGAUUCGAAAUGGCAAAAUCUGACAACAAACUCAGAGUCAGUGACAAUUGAUGGACUCAAACCUGGAAAUCAAUACACAUUUAGAAUUGUGCCAAUUACUGGACCUGAUGUGCAAGGUGAUGCUUCUGAAAUAACAGUAUUUACAAAACCAGGAAACGUCCAGAACCUGAUCACAUACAGCACUGGUACCACUUCUGUAUCCCUGAGCUGGCAGCCACCAGAGGGAAAUUGGUGGUCUUAUCUGAUCCAAAUCCUGGAAAUUUCAAAUUUUAGCAGAAACGUUGUCUUAAACUAUGCAACAGUUGACGGGUUGACACCUGGAAAUUAUUACACAUUGAUUGUAACUGCUCUUGUUGGAGAUAGGGGUAUCAAGGGAGAAAGUGCAAACACAUCUACCUACACAAAACCUGAAAGUGUACAGAACCUGGCCACGUACAACAUCAGUACCACUUCUGUAUCUCUGAGCUGGCAGCCACCAGAGGGAAAUCACUCAUUUUAUCUGAUCCACAUCUUGGAAAAUUCAACUUUUAACAGAACGGUUACCUUAAACGCCACAACAAUUGAUGGGCUGACACCUGGAAAUUAUUACACAUUCAUUAUUACUGUUUUUCUUAAAGAUAGUGGCAUAAAUGGAGAAAGUGCAAACACAUCUACCUACACAAAACCUGGAGAGGUCCAGAACCUGACCACAUGCAACAUCAGUACCACUUCUGUAUCCCUGAGCUGGCAGCCGCCAGAGGGAAAUUGCUGGUAUUAUCUGAUCCAGAUCCUGGAGAAUUCAACUUUCAGCAAAAUGGUUACCUUAACUGACACAACAAUUGAUGGGCUGACGCCUGGAAAUUAUUACACAUUCAUUGUAGUUGCUUUUGUUGGAGAUAGUGGCAUGAAUGGAGAAAGUGCAAACACAUCUACCUACACAAAACCUGGAGAAGUGAUGAAUCUGACCACAUACAAUGUCACAAUUAACUCUGUAUCUCUGAGAUGGGAAACACCAAAGGGAAAUACAAGCUCUUUUCUGAUCCAAGUCCUUGGAAAUUCAAACUUUAGCAAAAAUGUGGGUUCCAAUUUUACUACUAUUGAUGGUUUGAUACCGGGAAAUUACUACAUCUUCAUUGUAAGUGCUGCUGUUGGAGAAAGUAAUGUGAAAGGAGAGAGUGCAAAUACAUUUACCUACACAAUCCCUUCUGCAAUUGAUAUCUUGAUCAUAGAAAAUGUUACCACCAACUCAGUGUCUCUAAGCUGGGCUAUUCCGUUAGGAAAUAUCAGUUCCUAUAUAAUUCAAGUCUUAGGGACUCCAUCAAAGGAGCUGAUAGUGGAUACUAAUUCUUACAUUGUGGAUCAGUUGGUACCUGGAAACUAUUAUACAUUUGCAGUCUUCGCCACAGCUGGGAAUAUGAAUGGCUCGAAGGCAGAGCAUUCUACAUUCACAGUUCCUUCAGUAAUUGCAAACCUGAUCAAAGACAAUGUCACCACCAACUCGGUGUAUCUAUGCUGGUCUACUCCAUUAGGAAAUAUCAGUUCCUAUAUCAUUCAAGUCUUAGGGACUCAAUCAAAGGAGCUGAUAGUGAACACAAAUUGUUCCCUUGUUGAUCAGCUGAUACCUGGAAAUUAUUAUACGUUUAUGGUCUUUGCCAGAGCUGGGAACAUGAAUGGUACGAAAACACUGAAUUCUACAUUUACAGUUCCUUCAGUAAUUGAAAGCUUGAUCAUAGAGAAUGUCACUACUAUUUCAGUGUCUUUAAGUUGGGCUAUUCCAUUAGGAAAUAUCAGUUCCUAUAUCAUCCAAGUCUUAGGGACUCCAUCAAAGGAGCUGAUAGUGAAUACAAAUUCUUCCCUUGUGGAUCAACUGAUACCUGGAAAUUAUUAUACAUUUAUGGUCUUUGCCACAGCUGGGAACAUGAAUGGCACAAAAACACUGAAUUCUACAUUUAUAGUUCCUUCAGUAAUUGAAAGCUUGAUCAUAGACAAUGUUACCACCAGUACUGUAUCUCUAAGCUGGGAUACUCCAUUAGGAAAUGUCAGUUCCUAUAUCAUCCAAGUCUUAGGGACUCCAUCAAAGGAACUGAUGGUGAAUACAAAUUCUUCCCUUGUGGAUCAACUGAUACCUGGAAAUUAUUAUACAUUUAUGGUCUUUGCCACAGCUGGGAACAUGAAUGGCACAAAAACACAGAUUUUUACAUAUACAGUUCCUUCAGUAAUUGAAAGCUUGAUCAUAGACAAUGUCACCACCAGUACUGUAUCUCUAAGCUGGGAUACUCCAUUAGGAAAUGUCAGUUCCUAUAUCAUACAAGUCUUAGGGACUCCAUCAAAGGAACUAAUGGUGAAUACAAAUUCUUCCCUUGUGGAUCCACUGAUACCUGGAAAUUAUUAUACAUUUAUGGUCUUUGCCAUAGCUGGGAACAUGAAUGGCACAAAAACACUGAUUUUUACAAAUACAGUUCCUUCAGUAAUUACAAGCUUGAUCAUAGACAAUAUCACCACCAGUUCGGUGUCUCUAAGCUGGGAUACUCCAUUAGGGAAUGUCAGUUCCUAUAUCAUCCAUGUCUUAGGGACUCCAUCAAAGAAACUAAUGGUGAAUACAAAUUCUUCCCUUGUGGAUCAGCUGAUACCUGGAAAUUAUUAUACGUUUAUGGUCUUUGCCACAGCUGGGAACAUGAAUGGUACGAAAACACGGAAUUCUACAUUUUCAGUUCCUUCGGUAAUUGCAAGCUUGUUCAUAGACAAUAUCACAACCAGUUCAGUGUCUCUAAAUUGGCCUACUCCAUUAGGAAAUAUCAGUUCCUAUAUCAUCCAAGUCUUAGGGACUCCAUCACAGGAGCUGAUAGUGAAUACAAAUUCUUUCCUUGUGGAUCAACUGAUACCUGGAAAUUAUUAUACAUUUUUGAUCUUUGCUACAGCUGGGAACAUGAAUGGUACAAAAACACUGAAUUCUACAUUUACAGUUCCUUCAGCAAUUGAAAGCUUGGUCAUAGACAAUAUCACAACCAGUUCAGUAUCUCUAAUUUGGGCUACUCCAUUAGGAAAUAUCAGUUCUUAUAUCAUCCAAGUCUUAGGGACUCCAUCACAGGAGCUUAUAGUGAAUACAAAUUCUUCCCUUGUGGAUCAACUAAUACCUGGAAACUAUUAUACAUUUAUGUUCUUUGCUACAGCUGGAAGCAUGAAUGGCACAAAAACACUGAAUUCUACAUUUACAAUUCCUUCAGCAAUUGAAAGCUUGGUCAUAGACAAUAUCGCAACCAGUUCAGUGUCUCUUAGUUGGGCUACUCCAUUAGGAAAUAUCAGUUCCUAUAUCAUCCAAGUCUUAGGGACUCCAUCAAAGGAGCUGAUAGUGAAUACAAAUUCUUCCCUUGUGGAUCAACUGAUACCUGGAAAUUAUUAUACAUUUAUGGUCUUUGCCACAGCAGGGAACAUGAAUGGCACAAAAACACUGAAUUCUACAAAUACCGUUCCUUCAGUAAUUGCAAGCUUGAUUAUAGACAAUGUCACCACCAGUUCUGUAUUUGUAAGUUGGCCUACUCCAGUAGGAAAUAUUAGUUCCUAUAUCAUCCAAGUCUUAGGGACUCCAUCAAAGGAGCUGAUAGUGAAUACAAAUUCUUCCCUUGUGGAUCAACUGAUACCUGGAAAUUAUUAUACAUUUAUGGUCUUUGCCACAGCAGGGAACAUGAAUGGCACAAAAACACUGAAUUCUACAAAUACCGUUCCUUCAGUAAUUGCAAGCUUGAUUAUAGACAAUGUCACCACCAGUUCUGUAUUUGUAAGUUGGCCUACUCCAGUAGGAAAUAUUAGUUCCUAUAUCAUCCAAGUCUUAGGGACUCCAUCAAAGGAGCUCAUGGUGAAUACAAAUUUUUCCCUUGUGGAUCAGCUGAUACCUGGAAAUUAUUAUACAUUCAAAGUCUUUGACACAGUUGGAAACAUGAAUGGCACAAAAAUAGAAAAUUCUACAUUUACAUUUCCUUCCACAAUUGCAAGCUUGAUCAUAGACAAUGUCACAACCAGUUCAGUGUCUCUAAGUUGGCCUAUUCCAUUAGGAAAUAUCAGUUCCUAUAUCAUCCAAGUCUUAGGGACUCCAUCAAAAGAACUAUUAGUGAAUACAAAUUCUUCCCUUGUGGAUCAGCUGAUACCUGGAAAUUAUUAUACAUUUAUGGUCUUUGCCACAGCUGGGAACAUGAAUGGCACAAAUACGAUGAAUUCUACAUUUACAGUUCCUUCAGUAAUUGCAAGCUUGAUUAUAGACAAUGUUACCACCAGUUCGGUGUUUCUAAGCUGGGCUACUCCUUUAGGAAAUAUCAGUUCCUAUAUCAUCCAAGUUUUAGGGACUCCAUCAAAGGAGCUGAUGGUGAAUACAAAUUCUUCCCUUGUGGAUCAGCUGAUACCUGGAAAUUAUUAUACAUUCACAGUCUUUGACACAGUUGGGAACAUGAAUGGAACGAAAAUAGAGAAUUCUACAUUUACACAACCCGCAAGCAUAAUUGUGAACAAUGUAUUAAAGCUGAAUGAGACUUCAUUAACUGUAAACUGGCAGCUCUCUGGAGGCAACUAUAGUUAUUUUAUGGCUGAAGCCUUUAUAAAUCCACCUCAAAUGUUUAACACAACAUCAUAUUUCUUCAGUUUCUAUUCUCUGCCUAUUGGAGAGCUCCACAAAAUAAUGAUCUUUGCAGUUGCUGGAAAUGGUAUUCAAGGGGAAAAAAGUACAGUAUUAUUCCUUUUAUCAGAUACUCUCAACUAUACAAAUGUAUUCGCCGAUUCAAUUGCAUUAGCAUGGAUGUCUCCAGAUGACCAAAAUGUAUCUUUCAUUAUAAAUAUUACUGGAUCUCCAUCUACCAGCUGGGAAGGGUCUGCUAAUCAAACAGUGAUUGAAGGCUUGACACCUGGGAAUCUGUAUACAAUUCAGUUAGCAGCUUACCAAGGAAGUGAUAUGUUAUAUGGUUUUGGAAGUUUAUUAUUACUGCACACAAGGCCCAGUGUGGUUAGCAACAUCCAAGUUAGCAAUGUGUCUACUUACUCAGUAGACCUAAGAUGGAGCCCCCCCACUGGACAACACGAUUACUAUAGGAUUGAAGUUAUAGGAUAUGUAUUUCAGCAGAUGAAUACAACUGUGGAGUCAAUAUCCAUCCAAAACCUCACUCCAGGAACAAAUUAUACAUUCAGAAUCUGGGCAGUAGUUGGAGAUAAUAUUUUAGGAGAUCCAAAUGAGAGUUCUUCAUUCACAAAACCAGCCAAUAUCAACAUCCUGAAUAUAAACAGAAUAAGUAACAGCUCAUUAUAUGUGAGUUGGCAUCUAACUGAAGGCAGCACAACAUCAUAUCUUGUAGAAGUAACAGGGGAUUUACCUCAACAAUUCAAUGUGGAGUCUGAAUCCAUUAAUAUUUCUAACUUAACCACUGGUAAUCAGUAUACGGUGGCAAUUUCUGCAGUCGCAGGGUCCCAACAAGGUGGCAAGUCUGAGUUUUCAGUUUUGUUGUCAGAUACUCUCAGCUGUACAAAUAUAUCAACAAACUCCAUGACACUGCUUUGGGAUACUGUAUCAGAGCCCAACAUAUCCUACACAAUAAAUGUAACUGGUUCACCUCCUUGGAAUUGGUCAAAUUCUACCAGUGAAUUUAUGCUUCAAAAUUUGAUACCAGGCAAUCUAUAUAUAAUUCAAUUAUCUGCUUACCAAGAGAAUAACUUGUUAUAUGGUUAUGGAGGUCAGAUUUCAGUGUACACAAGACCAGAGGAAGUCAAGAAUGUGACAUUUGGGAAUGAGACAAUUAGUUCUAUAGAUGUGGCUUGGCUUCCUCCAAUUGGUAACUACAGCUUCUACAAAGUGGUGAUCAAUGAAGUUCAAAACAUGACCAAUUCAACAACAUGGACUUUCCAAGAACUUACUGCUGGCACCCAAUACAGAAUUCAGAUAUCUGCAGUGGCAGGAGAAGAUGUAACAGGAUCUGCUGUACUAAAUUGGCAAUAUACCAGGCCUGAUGUUAUCCAGAAUCUUAGUAUCAGCUCGUUAAACACCACAAGUGUUUCUCUCUCUUGGCUCAAACCACAAGGUGGUAAAAACUUCUACUAUAUAAAAAUUUUUGGCACCGACAUGAUCAUCACAAGUGCUACGGAAUCAUGCACUAUCCCUGGACUCACUCCUGGAUCCCAGUAUACGUUACUUGUCUAUGCUGUAGCUGGAGAUAUUACAGGCAAUCCAGUCAAUGUUACAGUUACAACUAAUCCUUCAGCAAUUGAAAGCUUGAUCAUAGACAAUGUUACCACCACUUCGGUGUCUCUAAGUUGGCCUAUUCCAUUAGGAAAUAUCAGUUCCUAUAUCAUCCAAGUCGUAGGGACUCCAUCAAAGGAACUAAUAGUGAAUACAAAUUCUGCAGUUGUGGAUCAGCUGAUACCUGGAAAUUAUUAUACAUUUAUGGUCUUUGCCACAGCCGGGAAUAUGAAUGGCACAAAAAUACUAAAUUCUACAUUUACAGAUCCUUCAGCAAUUGAAAGCUUGAUCAUAGACAAUGUUACCACCACUUCGGUGUCUCUAAGUUGGCCAAUUCCAUUAGGAAAUAUCAGUUCCUAUAUCAUUCAAGUCUUAGGGACUCCAUCAAAGGAACUGAUAGUGAAUACUAAUUCUUCCCUUGUGGAUCAACUGAUACCUGGAAAUUAUUAUACAUUUAUGGUCUUUGCCACAGCCGGGAAUAUGAAUGGCACAAAAAUACUAAAUUCUACAUUUACAGCUCCUUCAGCUAUUACAAGCUUGACCAUAGAUAAUAUUACCACCACUUCGGUGUCUCUAAGUUGGCCUAUUCCAUUAGGAAAUAUCAGUUCCUAUAUCAUCCAAGUCUUAGGGACUCCAUCAAAUGAACUGAUAGUGAAUACAAACUCUUCCCUUGUGGAUCAGCUGAUACCUGGAAAUUAUUAUACAUUUAUGGUCUUUGCCACAGCUGGGAACAUGAAUGGCACCAAAACUGUGAAUUCUACAUUUACAGUUCCUUCAGCAAUUGCAAGCUUGAUCAUAGACAAUGUCACCACCACUUCAGUGUCUCUAAGUUGGUCGACUCCUUUAGGAAAUAUCAGUUCCUAUAUCAUCCAAGUCUUAGGGACUCCAUCAAAGGAACUGAUAGUGAAUACUAAUUCUUCAGUUGUGGAUCAGCUGAUACCUGGAAAUGAUUAUACAUUCACAGUCUUUGCCACAGCUGGGAACAUGAACAGCACAAAAACACUGAAUUCUACAUUUACAGUUCCUUCAGCUAUUACAAGCUUGACCAUAGAUAAUAUUACCACCACUUCGGUGUCUCUAAGUUGGCCUAUUCCAUUAGGAAAUAUCAGUUCCUAUAUCAUCCAAGUCUUAGGGACUCCAUCAAAUGAACUGAUAGUGAAUACAAACUCUUCCCUUGUGGAUCAGCUGAUACCUGGAAAUUAUUAUACAUUUAUAGUCUUUGCCACAGCUGGGAACAUGAAUGGCACCAAAACUGUGAAUUCUACAUUUACAGUUCCUUCAGCAAUUGCAAGCUUGAUCAUGGACAAUGUCACCACCACUUCAGUGUCUCUAAGUUGGUCGACUCCUUUAGGAAAUAUCAGUUCCUAUAUCAUCCAAGUCUUAGGGACUCCAUCAAAGGAACUGAUAGUGAAUACUAAUUCUUCAGUUGUUGAUCAGCUGAUACCUGGAAAUGAUUAUACAUUCACAGUCUUUGCCACAGCUGGGAACAUGAACAGCACGAAAACACUGAAUUCUACAUUUACAGAUCCUUCAGCAAUUGAAAGCUUGACCAUAGACAAUGUUACCACCGCUUCGGUGUCUCUAAGUUGGGCUAUUCCAUUAGGAAAUAUCAGUUCCUAUAUCAUCCAAGUCUUAGGGACUCCAUCAAAGGAACUAAUAGUGAAUACAAAUUCUGCAGUUGUGGAUCAGCUGAUACCUGGAAAUUAUUAUACAUUUAUGGUCUUUGCCACAGCCGGGAAUUUGAAUGGCACAAAAACACUAAUUUCUACAUUUACAGCUCCUUCAGCUAUUACAAGCUUGACCAUAGAUAAUAUUACCACCAGUUCGGUGUCUCUAAGCUGGCCUAUUCCAUUAGGAAAUAUCAGUUCCUAUAUCAUCCAAGUCUUAGGGACUCCAUCAAAUGAACUGAUAGUGAAUACAAACUCUUCCCUUGUGAAUCAGCUGAUACCUGGAAAUUAUUAUACAUUUAUAGUCUUUACCACAGCUGGGAACAUGAAUGGCACCAAAACUGUGAAUUCUACAUUUACAGUUCCUUCAGCAAUUGCAAGCUUGAUCAUAGACAAUGUCACCACCACUUCAGUGUCUCUAAGUUGGUCGACUCCUUUAGGAAAUAUCAGUUCCUAUAUCAUCCAAGUCUUAGGGACUCCAUCAAAGGAACUGAUAGUGAAUACUAAUUCUUCAGUUGUUGAUCAGCUGAUACCUGGAAAUUAUUAUACAUUUAUGGUCUUUGCCACAGCCGGGAAUUUGAAUGGCACAAAAACACUAAUUUCUCCAUUUACAGCUCCUUCAGUUAUUACAAGCUUGACCAUAGAUAAUAUUACCACCAGUUCGGUGUCUCUAAGUUGGCCUAUUCCAUUAGGAAAUAUCAGUUCCUAUAUCAUCCAAGUCUUAGGAACUCCAUCAAAUGAACUGAUAGUGAAUACAAACUCUUCCCUUGUGGAUCAGCUGAUACCUGGAAAUUAUUAUACAUUUAUAGUCUUUGCCACAGCUGGGAACAUGAAUGGCACCAAAACUGUGAAUUCUACAUUUACAGUUCCUUCAGCAAUUGCAAGCUUGAUCAUAGACAAUGUCACCACCACUUCGGUGUCUCUAAGUUGGUCGUCUCCUAUAGGAAAUAUCAGUUCCUAUAUCAUCCAAGUCUUAGGGACUCCAUCAAAGGAAUUGAUAGUGAAUACAAAUUCUUCAGUUGUUGAUCAGCUGAUACCUGGAAAUUAUUAUACAUUCACAGUCUUUGCCACAGCUGGGAACAUGAACAGCACGAAAACACUGAAUUCUACAUUUACAGUUCCUUCAGCAAUUGCAAGCUUGAUCAUAGACAAUGUCACCACCACUUCAGUGUCUCUAAGUUGGUCGACUCCUUUAGGAAAUGUCAGUUCCUAUAUCAUCCAAGUCUUAGGGACUCCAUCAAAGGAACUGAUAGUGAAUACAAAUUCUUCAGUUGUUGAUCAGCUGAUACCUGGAAAUUAUUAUACAUUCACAGUCUUUGCUACAGCUGGGAACAUGAACAGCACGAAAACACUGAAUUCUACAUUUACAGAUCCUUCAGCAAUUACAAGCUUGAUCAUAGACAAUAUUACCACCACUUUGGUGUCUCUAAGUUGGCCAAUUCCAUUAGGAAAUAUCAGUUCCUAUAUCAUCCAAGUCUUAGGGACUCCAUCAAAGGAACUAAUAGUGAAUACAAAUUCUGCAGUUGUGGAUCAGCUGAUACCUGGAAAUUAUUAUACAUUUAUGGUCUUUGCCACAGCCGGGAAUUUGAAUGGCACAAAAACACUAAAUUCUACAUUUACAGCUCCUUCAGCUAUUACAAGCUUGACCAUAGAUAAUAUUACCACCACUUCGGUGUCUCUAAGUUGGCCUAUUCCAUUAGGAAAUAUCAGUUCCUAUAUCAUCCAAGUCUUAGGGACUCCAUCAAAUGAACUGAUAGUGAAUACAAACUCUUCCCUUGUGGAUCAGCUGAUACCUGGAAAUUAUUAUACAUUUAUGGUCUUUGCCACAGCUGGGAACAUGAAUGGCACCAAAACUGUGAAUUCUACAUUUACAGUUCCUUCAGCAAUUGCAAGCUUGAUCAUAGACAAUGUCACCACCACUUCGGUGUCUCUAAGUUGGUCGACUCCUAUAGGAAAUAUCAGUUCCUAUAUCAUCCAAGUCUUAGGGACUCCAUCAAAGGAAUUGAUAGUGAAUACAAAUUCUUCAGUUGUGGAUCAGCUGAUACCUGGAAAUUAUUAUACAUUCACAGUCUUUGCUACAGCUGGGAACAUGAACAGCACGAAAACACUGAAUUCUACAUUUACAGAUCCUUCAGCAAUUGAAAGCUUGAUCAUAGACAAUGUUACCACCACUUCGGUGUCUCUAAGUUGGCCAAUUCCAUUAGGAAAUAUCAGUUCCUAUAUCAUCCAAGUCUCAGGGACUCCAUCAAAGGAACUAAUAGUGAAUACAAAUUCUGCAGUUGUGGAUCAGCUGAUACCUGGAAAUUAUUAUACAUUUAUGGUCUUUGCUACAGACGGGAAUUUGAAUGGCACAAAAACACUAAAUUCUACAUUUACAGUUCCUUCAGCUAUUACAAGCUUGAACAUAGAUAAUAUCACCACCACUUCGGUGUCUCUAAGUUGGGCUAUUCCAUUAGGAAAUAUCAGUUCCUAUAUCAUCCAAGUCUUAGGGACUCCAUCAAAGGAACUGAUUGCGAACAGAAAUUCUUCCCUUGUGGAUCAGCUGAUACCUGAAAAUUAUUAUACAUUUUUGGUCUUUGCCACAGCUGGGAACAUGAAUGGCACGAAAACAAUGAAUUCUACAUUUACAGUUCCUUCAGCAAUUGCAAGCUUGAUUAUAGACAAUGUCACCACCAGUUCAGUGUCUCUAAGUUGGCCGGUCCCAUUAGGGAAUAUCAGUUCCUAUAUCAUCCAAGUCUUAGGGACUCCAUCAAAGGAACUGAUAGCGAAUACAAAUUCUUCAUUUGUGGAUCAGCUGAUACCUGGAAAUUAUUAUACAUUUAUGGUCUUUGCCACAGCUGGGAGCAUGAAUGGCAUGAAAACACUGAAUUCUACAUUUAUAGUUCCUUCAUUAAUUACAAGCUUGAUCAUAGACAAUGUCACCACCAACUCAGUGUCUCUAAGUUGGCCUAUUCCAUUAGGAAAUAUCAGUUCCUAUAUCAUCCAAGUCUUAGGGAUACCAUCAAAGGAAUUCAUGGUGUAUACAAAUUCUUCUCUUGUUGAUCAGCUGGUACCUGGGAAUUAUUAUACAUUCCAAGUCUUUGGCACAGCUGGGAGCAUGAAUGGUACAAAAAUAUUGAAUUCUACAUUUACAGUUCCUCCACUAAUAACAAGCUUGAUCAUAGACAAUGUCACCACCAAUUCUGUGUCUCUAAGUUGGACUACCCCAUUAGGAAAUAUCAGUUCCUAUAUCAUCCAAGUCUUAGGGACUCCAUCAAAGGAACUAGUGGUGAAUACAAAUUCUUCCCUUGUGGAUCAGCUGAUACCUGGAAAUUAUUAUACAUUUAUGGUGUUUGCUACAAAUGGAAAUAUAAAUGGCACGAAAGCACCAAACUCUACAUUUACAGUUCCUUCAGUAAUUCCAAACUUGACCAUAGACAAUGUCACCACAAACUCGGUGUCUCUAAGCUGGGCUACUCCAUUAGGCAAUGUCAGUUCCUAUAUCAUCCAAGUCUUAGGAACUCCAUCAAAGGAACUGAUAGUGAAUACAAAUUCUUCCCUUGUGGAUCAGCUGAUACCUGGAAAUUAUUAUACAUUCAUGGUCUUUGCUACAAAUGGGAAUAUGAACAGUACAAAAACACAGAAUUCUACAUCUACGGUACUUCCAUUAAUUGCAAACUUGAUUAUGGGCAAUGUCGCAACUGAUUCAGUGUCCCUAAGUUGGCCUAUUCCAUUAGGAAAUAUCAGUUCCUUUAUCAUCCAAGUCUUGGGGACUCCAUCAAAGGAAUUGAUAGUGAAUACAAAUUCUUUGGUUGUGGAUCACUUGAUUCCUGGAAAUUAUUAUACAUUUGUUGCCUUUGCUACAAAUGGGAAUAUGAGUGGUACAAAAACCUUGAAUGCUACAUUUACAGUUCUCCCAGUUAUUGCAAGCUUGAUCUUAGACAAUGUCACCACCAAUUCGGUGUCUCUAAGCUGGGCUACUCCAUUAGGAAAUGUCAGUUCCUAUAUCAUACAAGUCUUAGGGACUCCAUCGAAGGAACUGAUAGUGAAUACAAACUCUUCCCUUGUGGAUCAGUUGAUACCUGGAAAUUAUUAUACAUUCAUGGUGUCUGCUACAAAUGGGAAUAUAAACGGUACAAAAACUUCAAAUUCUACAUUUACAGUUCUUCCAGUAAUUGCAAGUUUGAUCAUAAACAAUAUCACCACCAAUUCGGUGUCUCUUAGCUGGGCUACUCCAUUAGGGAAUAUCAGUUCCUAUAUCAUCCAAGUCUUAGGGACUCCAUCAAAGGAACUGAUAGUGAAUACAAACUCUUCCCUUGUGGAUCAGCUGAUACCUGGAAAUUAUUAUACAUUUAUGAUGUUUGCUACAAAUGGAAAAGUAAACGGUACAAAAACCUCAAUUUCUGCAUCUACAGUUCUUCCAGCAAUUGCAAGUUUGAUCAUAAACAAUAUCACCACCAAUUCGGUGUCUCUUAGCUGGGCUUCUCCAUUAGGAAAUAUCAGUUCCUAUAUCAUCCAAGUCUUAGGGACCCCACCAAAGGAACUAUUGGUGAAUACAAACUCUUCCCUUGUGGAUCAGCUGAUACCUGGAAAUUAUUACACUUUCAUGGUGUUUGCUACAAAUGGAAAUAUAAACAGUACAAAAACCUCAAUUUCUGCAUCAACGGUUCUUCCAGUUAUUGCAAGCUUGAUCUUAGACAAUAUCACAACCAGUUCGGUGUCUCUAAACUGGGCUACUCCAUUAGGAAAUAUCAGUUCCUAUAUCAUCCAAGUCUUAGGGACUCCAUCAAAGGAACUGAUAGUGAAUAGAACAUCUUUCUUUGUGGAUCAGCUGAUACCUGGAAAUUAUUAUACAUUCAUGGUGUUUGUCACCAAUGGUAAUAUGAAUGGUACAAAAACACAGAAUUCUACAUUUACAGUUCCUUCAGUAAUUGCAAGCUUAAUCAUAUACAAUGUCACUACCAGUUCGGUUUCUCUAAGUUGGCCUAUUCCAUUUGGAAAUAUCAGUUCCUAUAUCAUACAAGUCUUAGGGACUCCAUCGAAGGAACUGAUGGUGAAUACAAACUCUUCCCUUGUGGAUCAACUGAUACCUGGAAAUUAUUAUACAUUCAUGGUCUUUGCCACAGCUGGAAAUAUGAAUGGCACGAAAACACUAAAUUCUUCAUAUAUAUAUCCUUUAGCCAUUUCAAGCUUGAUCGUAUACAAUGUCACCACCACUUCAGUGUCUCUGCGUUGGCCUAUUCCAUUAGGAAAUAUCAGUUCCUAUAUCAUCCAAGUCUUAGAGAUUCCAUCAAAGGAACUGAUAGUGAAUACAAAUUCUUCCCUUGUGGAUCAGCUGGUUCCUGGAAAUAAAUACACAUUCACAGUCUUUGCCACAGUUGGAAAUAAGAAUGGCACAAAAAUAGAGAACUCUACAUUUACAGAACCUGGCAUCAUCAACAUCCUGAAUACAGAUAAGAUAAGUAACAACUCAUUAUAUGUGAGUUGGCAUCUAACAGAAGGCAACGCAACAUCAUAUCUUGUAGAAGUGAUAGGAGAUUUGCCUCAAAAAUUCUAUGUGCAAUCAGAAUCAGUAAAUAUUUCUAACUUAACCACUGGUAAUCAGUAUACAGUGGCAAUUUCUGCAGUCGCUGGGUCCGAGCAAGGUAGCAAGUAUGAGUUUUCAGUUAUGUUGUCAGAUACUCUCAGCUGUACAAAUAUAUCAACAAACUCCAUGACACUGCUGUGGGAUACUCUAUUGGAGCCCAACAUAUCCUAUACAAUAAAUGUAAUUGGUUCACCUCCUUGGAAUUGGUCAAAUUCUACCAAUGAAAUUGUGCUGGGAAACUUGAUACCAGGCAAUCUAUAUAUAAUUCAAUUAUCUGCUUACCAAGGGAAUACUGUGUUGCAUGGUUAUGGAGGUCAGAUUACAGUGUACACAAUUCCUCCAGUAAUAGCAAACUUGAUCAUAGACAAUGUCACCACCAACUCUAUGUCUGUAAGCUGGGCUAUUCCAUUAGGAAAUUUCAGUUCCUAUAUUAUCCAGGUCUUAGGUACUCCAUCGAAGGAGCUGAUAAUGCAUACUAAUUCUUCCCUUGUGGAUCAGUUGAUACCUGGAAAUUAUUAUACAUUCAUGGUGUUUUCUACAAAUGGGAAUAUGAAUGGUACUAAAACACAAAUUUCUACAUUUACAGUUCCUUCAGCAGUUACAAGCUUGAGCAUAGACAAUGUUUCCACCACUUCGGUGUUUUUAAGUUGGCCUAUUCCAUUUGGCAAUGUCAGUUCCUAUAUCAUCCAAGUCUCUGGGACUUCAUCAAAGGAGUUGCCGCCUGUGUAUACAAAUUCUUUAGUUGUGGAUCAGCUGAUACCUGGAAAUUAUUAUACAUUUACAGUCUUUGCCAUAGUUGGGAGCAUGAAUAGCACCAAAACAAUAAAUUCCACCUUAACAGUUCCCUCAGCAAUUACAAGCUUGUUCAUAGACAAUGUCACCAGCACUUCGGUGUCUCUAAGUUGGCCUAUUCCAUUAGGAAAUAUAAGUUCCUAUAUCAUCCAAGUCUCCGGGACUCCAUCAAGGGAAUUGCCGCCUGUGUAUACAAAUUCUUCAGUUGUGGAUCAGCUGAUACCUGGAAAUUAUUAUACAUUUAUAGUCUUUGCCGUAGUUGGGAACAUGAAUGGCACCAAAACAAUGAAUUCCACCUCAACAGUUCCUUUAGGAAUUGCAAGCUUGAGCAUAUACAAUGUCACCACCACUUCAGUGUCUCUAAAUUGGCCUAUUCCAUUAAGAAAUAUCAGUUCCUAUAUCAUCCAAGUCUUAGGGAUUCCAUCAAAGGAAUUGCCAGUGAAUACAAAUUCUUUGGUUGUGGAUCAGCUGAUACCUGGAAAUUAUUAUACAUUUGUGGUCUUUGCCACAGCUGGGAACAUGAAUGGCACCAAAAGUGUGAAUUCUACAUCAACAGUUCCUUCAGUAAUUGCAAACUUGAUCAUAGACAAUAUUACAACCACUUCGGUGUCUCUAAGUUGGCCUACUCCAUUAGGAAAUAUCAGUUCCUAUAUCAUCCAAGUCUCAGGGAUUCCAUCAAAGGAAUUGCUGCCGGUGUAUUCAAAUUCUUCAAUUGUGGAUCAGCUGAUACCUGGAAAUUAUUAUACAUUCACAGUCUUUGCCACAGCCGGGAACAUGAAUGGCACCAAAACUGAGAAUUCUAUAACAACAGUUCCUUCAGCAGUUGCAAACUUGAAUAUAGAUAAUGUCACCACCACUUCAGUGUCUCUGAGUUGGCCUACUCCAUCAGGAAAUAUCAGUUCUUAUAUCAUCCAAGUCGUAGGGACUCCAUCAAAGAAAUUUCUGGUGAAUACAAAUUCUUUAGUUGUGGAUCAGCUGAUACCUGGAAAUUAUUAUACAUUUAUGGUUUUUGCCACCACUGGGAACAUGAAUGGCACCAAAACAGUGAAUUCUACAUCAACAGUUCCUUCAGCAAUUACAAGCUUGAUUAUAGAAAAUGUCACCACCACUUCGAUGUCUCUAAGUUGGCCUAUUCCAUUAGGAAAUAUCAGUUCCUAUAUCAUCCAAGUCUCAGGGACUCCAUCAAAGGAGUUGCCGCCUGUGUAUACAAAUUCUUUGGUUGUGGAUCAGCUGAUACCUGGAAAUUAUUAUACAUUCACAGUCUUUGCCACAGCUGGGAGCAUGAAUGGUACAACAACUGUGAAUUCUAGAUCAACAGUUCCUUCAGCAAUUGCAAGCUUGAUCAUAUACAAUGUCGCAACAACUUCUGUCUCUCUAAGUUGGUCUAGUUCUUUAGGAAAUAUCAGUUCCUAUAUCAUCCAAGUCUUAGGGACUCCAUCAAAGGAACUGAUAGUGAAUACAAAUUCUUUGGUUGUGGAUCAGCUGAUACCUGGAAAUUUUUAUACAUUCACAGUCUUUGUCAAGACUGGCAAUAUGAAUGGCACCAAAACUGUGAAUUCUACAUCAACAGUUCCCUCAGCAAUUGCAAGCUUGAUCAUAUACAAUGUCACCACCACUUCAGUGUCUUUAAGUUGGGCUAUUCCAUUUGGAAAUAUCAGUUCUUAUAUCAUCCAAGUCUUAGGAAGUCCAACAAAGGAACUGACAGUGAAUACAAAUCUCUUCGUUGUGCCUCAGCUGACACCCGGAAAUUAUUAUACAUUUGUGGUCUUUGCCACAGCUGGGAACAUGAAUGGCACCAAAACUAUGAAUUUUACAUCAACAGUUCCUUCAGCAAUUACAAGCUUGAUCAUAGACAAUAUUACAACCACUUCGGUGUCUUUAAGUUGGCCUACUCCAUCAGGAAAUAUCAGUUCCUAUAUCAUCCAAGUCUCAGGGAAUUCAUCAAAUGAACUGAUAGUGAAUACAAACUCUUCCCUUGUGAAUCAGCUGAUACCUGGAAAUUAUUAUACAUUCACAGUCUUUGCCACAGCUGGGAACAUGAAUGGCACCAAAACUGUGAAUGAUAUAACAACAGAUUCUAAUAGCCUGUUUUUAUCAAUGACCUAUUCUACAAUUGAUAGCAACAUACAAGAUAAAAUUAUUCAGCAGGUACAAGAAUUCUUAAGCAAAACCUAUCCGGGUCAGAGAAUAACAGUUACUUUAAAGCAAAUGCGGAAGAUAUCCUGAAGAUAGUAUAUUUAAUUAUAUUAUAACUUAUUUAUGUCCUUAAGAUCAACAAUAACCAGUCAACUUAUAUGAGCAUAUUGUUUGAACCCUUCUUCAUAAAUCUUUGUUGCACACACAUUGUUACUGAGUUAAUGCAUUAAGGAAGAUAAUAAUAUGCUUUGGAAUAUCCUUAUUUUCUCUCUGUAACCUUAAUGCAGUUAAUUUUGUAUUUAUAUACCUUGUUCUUCAAAGGCAAUGCAAUGUGAACAGUGGAAGCUAAAGAUAUCUGGCACUAUAUGCAUGAAAUACAGAAAUACAGUUAAGAAAUUGUUAACAGAGUUUUUGUGAUGUAAACAGUUUGAAUAUUCUCUCCAUCAGAAAGUACAGUUCCUAUCAAUUGACUGGGGUUCUUAUGUUUCUGUUUAAAUAUCCUUAAAUUAUAUUCUGAUGAGGAAAAUUAAUAUAAUAAACCACACGCUUAAGUCAAAAUUAGAAUGCUUUACAUUAUUAACAUAUUAUUUCUAAUACUAUGUCUAAUAGCAAUAAGAAAUAUAAACCAAACUGCAUCCAAACUAUGAGACGUAGAUUUGUUCAGCGUCAGUCACUAUAAUAUUUAUAACAAAACAAUCCAUAUGGCCAAAACACAACUUACAGGGGUUGUAAAGGCAAAAAAUUAAAAAAAGGAUUUUUAAGCUCUUCACCUCAAAAGAUAUCAUCAUUACACUUUUAUUAAAAAAUAUGCAUCAUUUGAAUUCCUUCUCUUGUUUCUCUCUCUGACUGUUGUUUGCUGAAUUCUUGGCCACCUGCAGGCAGCUCCACUACAUGGAAACGAUCAUUCCUCAUCCGAGUUCUAAAAGGCAGGGAGGAAUUGUGGGGGUUGUUUCUCACUGAGGUUAGCUUUAAUGAGAAACAAACACAUGACCCAGGCAUCACCCACUGCAUCCUCACACUGAACUCUCUAACCAAUAAAAUGCGUGACGAUAUCAGCUUGGAGUGAUACUGGCCACAGCUUUAUUAAUUUCUGCAAAAUUCAAUAACAUAACAAAGUAAUAAUAUACAGAUCCAACUUCUCAUUACAGCAAUUUUACAGUAACAUAAAAACAUGUUAAACCUUGCAACAUUGUAACGUGUAUAACAUCCAAAUCAAAUGAGCCCCUGUCAGUCUGCCCUUCCUUACCUGAAGCCUUAUCCUCCAGCCGUAAAACAUCCUGGCUCAGAGGAUAUGCCGCCCCAACCGUAAUUAUCAAAGAGCCUUCACCUUACCUGGAGUGCCCACCAUCACCAUUGAGUAUCUUCCCUCCAGAAUAAUGGUCACCCACCUUAGGGGUUAAACCAUCCCUUAAAGAUAAGCCUCUCUUACCGGGCCAAAUAUUUUCCCGGCAGACUGACAAGGGCCCGCCAUCUGCUGUGACAAAUAUCUGUAAUGGAAGGGGGUGACAUUCCCGUCCUGUCUGUCCCUCCCAUUAACUAACUAUUAACUCAUGUACCCCAACCCUCCUUGGCCACAUGUGUGACAGCUAAGAAGUUACACGCUCAAACCAUAAAACCACCCCAUCUAGGGAGGGCGGGUGGGGAACUUUGCUUUCUUCUGGCUUCCCAUAAAAUGGUGACCAGGUAACCUUUCCUAACUCUAAGAUGGCCACUUACUCCACCCCCCGUAUAGUACCCUCCCCUUUUACUUAAACCCACCUAUGUUGCGCCUGCAGGGAUUGAGCCUGGGUCAUGCCGCCCCUCCUCCGACUUCGCUGUUAUCCAUGGCUUCCUGGAAUCAUCACUACUUGCUGCUUCCAUUCCCUUCACAACUUAGAAGAGGGUUGAUGGUUUCCAUGUAGUGGAGCUGCAACAGUAUAAACAUUUCAGCACACAGGAGUCAGAUUGGGCAGAACUAAACAGCUCAAAACUAAUAGUAGCAGUGGAUUCCUGAUAUUUAAUUACUUCUAGGCUGUACAGUUAGUUUAGUCAAAAACACAUUUUUUAGGUUACAAUAAACUGUGCCUGUAGCGCUCUCUUUUCAGUGCUCUCCCAGGUGCCAAAUCAUUAAAAGUCAGGGCUUUCCCCAUGCUUAUUUGCAAUGAGGAGUUAUUGAUAUCAGAAUAUCUUGCCUACUGAAUGCUAGAACAGGUCUCUACCCAAGAAGAUAUAGCACCAUAGCCUCAUGAAAACACAAAUAGAAGAUACAGUAUCUACUGACCUAAAUGUUCUGUUAUAAGCUUUGUUAUGCUUGUAAUAGAAUUGUAUCACCUACAAAAUAAGGAAUCCUAUCAUAAUAUUAUUUUACAAUUUCAGUAUUAGUUUAAGCACUAUCAACUAAACACUUAGCAAAUAAAAUCAAAGUAUGGCAGGAAAAAUAUUAUUCCGCUGAACACAACCAACAUCAAAAUUGGGAAAACUAUUUAUAAGGGGCAGAACCUGAACACGUCACUGAUAUAUUGUGUGCAGUUUUAAGUGAUUCUUGCUGAAUAUCAUAAGUCUUUGAUUUCUACCUUGCAAAGUUUGAUGUAGAUCUAGGCCACUGAGACCCUAGGUAAUGUGUAAGUCAAAAUGCAAAGUCUACCCAUCUCAGAUUUAGUAUAUAUUCCUGCUCUGCAAAAACAAAUAAUCUAUCUCUAAGCUACGGAACAUGACAAUUACCAAGUAAAAUAAAUCUUAUUGUGACUUUUAUUUUUCAUAAGAAUUCUCCAUCAACCUUAAAGGCACUUCAAGUAUCUUUUUUUACAGAUAUUGUAUUAUUUUAUAUUUAAAAAUAUUCAUGUAUAAUUUGUUACCAUUUUCUGAUCGAAUAAAUAAAGCAAUCAAAAUGUG